This is a messenger RNA of Cebus imitator (Panamanian white-faced capuchin), 2901 nucleotides long. RefSeq names its product Wnt family member 9A (gene WNT9A). The transcript is spliced from 4 exons. NCBI's taxonomy places the organism in Eukaryota, Metazoa, Chordata, Mammalia, Primates, Cebidae. The record is from RefSeq and is a predicted model, not a curated record. Bases 83 to 1180 code for a protein of 365 amino acids. Gene Ontology annotation, cellular component: extracellular region. Gene Ontology annotation, molecular function: cytokine activity; frizzled binding. Gene Ontology annotation, biological process: canonical Wnt signaling pathway; cell fate commitment; neuron differentiation.
CGGGCGCUAUAAGACGGCGGCGGCCGCGGCGCGCCCUGCGCGGAGCUGGGAGCGCGAUGGUCGGCCGCCGCGGCGCGGCAAGAUGCUGGAUGGGCCCCCGCUGGCGCGCUGGCUGGCCGCGGCCUUCGGGCUGACGCUGCUGCUCGCCGCGCUGCGCCCUUCGGCCGCCUACUUCGGGCUGACAGGCAGCGAGCCCCUGACUGUCCUCCCGCUGACACUGGAGCCCGAGGCGGCCGCCCAGGCGCACUACAAGGCCUGCGACCGGCUGAAGUUGGAGCGGAAGCAGCGGCGCAUGUGCCGCCGGGACCCGGGCGUGGCGGAGACGCUGCUGGAGGCCGUGAGCAUGAGCGCGCUGGAGUGCCAGUUCCAGUUCCGCUUUGAGCGCUGGAACUGCACGCUGGAGGGCCGCUACCGGGCCAGCCUGCUCAAGCGAGGCUUCAAGGAGACCGCCUUCCUCUAUGCCAUCUCCUCGGCCGGCCUGACCCACGCACUGGCCAAGGCGUGCAGCGCGGGCCGCAUGGAGCGCUGUACCUGCGACGAGGCGCCCGACCUGGAGAACCGUGAGGCCUGGCAGUGGGGGGGCUGCGGGGACAACCUCAAGUACAGCAGCAAGUUCGUCAAGGAGUUCCUGGGCCGGCGGUCCAGCAAGGAUCUGCGAGCCCGUGUGGACUUCCACAACAACCUAGUGGGUGUGAAGGUGAUCAAGGCCGGGGUGGAGACCACCUGCAAGUGCCACGGCGUAUCGGGCUCCUGCACGGUGCGGACCUGCUGGCGGCAGCUGGCGCCCUUCCACGAGGUGGGCAAGCACCUGAAGCACAAGUAUGAGACGGCACUCAAGGUGGGCAGCACCACCAACGAGGCUGCGGGCGAGGCAGGCGCCAUCUCCCCACCCCGGGGCCGCGUCUCGGGGACGGGUGGUGGCGACCCCCUGCCCCGCACUCCGGAGCUUGUGCACUUGGACGACUCACCCAGCUUCUGCCUGGCCGGCCGCUUCUCCCCAGGCACUGCUGGCCGCAGGUGCCACCGUGAGAAGAACUGCGAGAGCAUCUGCUGCGGCCGCGGCCAUAACACGCAGAGCCGGGUGGUGACGAGGCCCUGCCAGUGCCAGGUGCGCUGGUGCUGCUACGUGGAGUGCCGGCAGUGCACGCAGCGCGAGGAGGUCUACACCUGCAAGGGCUGAGUCCCCAGGCCCCGCCAGCCCUGCUGCCUGGGGUGCUGGCAUUGCACACGGCGUGGAGGGUCUCCACCUGCAAGGCUGAGUGUCUGGGCCCAGCCCAGCUGCCCGGGGUGCCGGCAUUGCACACAGCGUGGAGGGUUUCUACCUGCAAGGCUGAGUGCCUGGGCCCAGCCCAGCUGCCCAGGGUGCCGGCAUUGCACACAGCAUGGAGGGUCUCCACCUGCAAGGCUGAGUGCCUGGGCCCAGCCCAGCUGCCCGGGGUGCCGGCAUUGCACACGGCGUGGAGGGUCUCCACCUGCAAGGCUGAGUGCCUGGGCCCAGCCCAGCUGCCCGGGGUGCUGGCAUUGCACACGGCGUGGAGGAUCUCCACCUGCAAGGCUGAGUGCCUGGGCCCAGCCAGCCCAGCUGCCUGGGGUGCAAGUAUUGCACAUGGUGUGAGAAGGUCUCCACCUGCAAGGGAUGACUGCCUGGGCCUGGCCAUCCUUGCUGUGCAGGGUGAGGGCCAUGCAUGCAGUGUGAGGGGUCUGUACCUGCAAGGACUGAGGGUCUUUCCUGGCACCCUGGGGCAUACAGCUGAAGCAGGGGGCCGGGGGCCAUCUGAGUUGGCUGUCUAAGCCCUGUGUCUCCCUGUCACCAGGACCCAGAGGUGGGAGCUGGCUCCGGUCUGGUGUGUGCAACCUCUCUGCUUACGCCCUGGGCCACGACCUCCUCCGUCUGACCCGAGAGCAUUGCUCCAAUGCUUUCUGAGCUGUCUCCCGUCCCCAGCACACCAGUCCCCGGGGAGCAGCGCCCCACGCCAGCCCACUGGCUUUUGCUCCCCACCGCCUCUGAGGCACAGGGGCAGGUGUACCUUGGUGACCACGUGGCCUCUGUGUGGGCCGCCCGUGGGGGCCUGGCCUGGCCCAGGCUGCCCCAACACCAGCACUGUCUUCAGAGAGUGAAACCACUAGAAGAGGACGCAGCCUGUCCCGCCCCCGCGGGGCCUGGCCGUGCAGGUGCCAGGCUCGGGGGACACUGCCAACCUCUGACAUUGAGCACUUCUCUUUGGAGUAAAUAUCAGUGACUUUUAAAUUAUUAUGAUUAUUUAAUAUAAUAAUUAUUUUCUCCAUCCCUGCCACCUCCCCGGCUGCAGCUCCCCACUCUCGGCUAAGCCCCAGUCUGGGAGGCCCUGCCUCCGUCCCUGACCUGUUCCCUCCCAACCCCGCCUCUGAUCUGCUUAGUCGUUUGAAACCACUAAAUCGAGAUAGAUGUGUGUAGUUAAGGAAAUACGGUGAGCUGUGUCUGGCCACAGCCCUUGGGGCUUCUGGAAGCAGCCCCCCUUGCCCCGUGCCAGCUGACCACUGCCACGUGGUGGGUCAGCGGGGGCCCUGGCCCUGCACCCUGUGGGCAGAGGACCCGGCCUGGCAGCUCAGUGCAGAUUCUCGGGCUGGGGAUGGUGGUGGGGUGUGGGCACUGUGAGGGGCAGGAGGGCCCUUUGGUUCAUGUCAUAUCAUGAGGAAGCCACUUGCUCUGUGUUACUGGGGGACAGACUGGGACAGGCUAGUGGAGGGAGUCUCGGGCUCGAAUCUGGCCGCAGAACGCCGUGCUUUAUGGCCCUGCUGUUGUUUGCUGGGGACAGUGUGACUUGCACUAACCUGGCUUGCUUUGAGGGUGUGGUGCAUGUGUGUUGUGAGAGUGUGUGUGCUGGCGUCGGUGUGUGUGUGUGUGUGUGCUGGUAUGGUCAG